AUGAGUAGCAGCUUUGAGAUACAGCCCAUCGGCAGGUUCGCUGGGCCGUGCGCCCCAGUCAAGCGUCCAAGGGAAAUAGCAUGCUUCUCAUACGAUGAUAAACACCAAUUUUUGCUAGAUGAUUCGUCCAUCAGAUACUAUUAUCCACCUACCUUGGGGGCCGAUCUCUCGAAGGGCUUUGAUACCUUCGAGAAGUUAGAUGACUCCGGGGAUGAUCAUCUCGAUAGCUUAUUGAAGACUAUCAUGGCCCAUGAGCAAAAGACGGGAAGCCGCGUAGAGGCAAAUAUCAUUACUUGGAGAGGGAUGAUGACCAAGUUGAUGUCGGCAAUCUUCAGUGAUAGAGAUGGCUUUGAAAUGAACGCCACGCUUUUCCAGGGAACCAUCUUCAUUGAAGAGAACCACGAGUACAAACUCAAAUCUCAAGCAAAACAGUCGCAGCAAGUGCCACAACCUGGCAGGCCAUCGCAGGAUAUGAUGAGCUUUUGGGGCUACAAAUUCGAGACUUUAUGUUUGUUACCAGACAUAUGGGCCAACACCUCUCGAGAAUAUAUCGAGGGCCGAGAGAACCUUAUUGUCAAUAACCACGCCCAGUAUUGUUCUGUUGUAAAGACCGGGAUCGGCAACACAGCACUGAUUCUAGGUGGAGAAGUGGAUGCCGUAUGGGACGUCAAACCUUCAGACGGUAGCCCUGUGAACUGGGUUGAGCUAAAGACCAGCGCGGAGAUUCGGAAUGAUAGGGAUAUGGUCACUUUCGAGCGUAAACUUAUGAAGUUCUGGAUACAGUCAUUUCUCCUUGGCGUACCCAAGAUUAUCGUUGGAUUCCGGACACAGGAUGGGAUUCUCAAGAGGAUUGAGGAAAUCGAUACGGCUUCAAUACCUGGGACUGUGAAAAGGGCUGGAAAGGGUACUUGGGAUGGCAAUAUGUGCAUCAAUUUUGCUUCGACCUUACUUGAGUUCUUGAGGUCUACGAUAACUGAAGAUGGAGUUUGGCGAAUUCGAAGAAGAGAAAGGUCUCCUGUCAUUGAGGUGUUCCAGAUCGAGGAGGCUGGCCAUGGCGAAAUUCUCACCGACGAGUUCAUCAAUUGGCGGAUAAAGCUAGCUCUGGAUGGGAAGUGA
Molecule: messenger RNA, 1116 nt
Organism: Amorphotheca resinae ATCC 22711
Lineage: Eukaryota; Fungi; Ascomycota; Leotiomycetes; Helotiales; Amorphothecaceae
Exons: 9
Coding region: 1-1116 (371 amino acids)
Biological process (GO): NAD-cap decapping; nuclear-transcribed mRNA catabolic process
Cellular component (GO): cytosol; nucleus
Molecular function (GO): mRNA 5'-diphosphatase activity
Source: RefSeq, a predicted model, not a curated record